AGCAGCAGAUCGGCUAAGCCCACACCCCCAUUACCAUAACCUCUCUGGCUCUUCUCGGACUCUCCGAACAGGACACACCCUUGCAGCCCCAGAUAAACAAGCUAAGGUUUAGGUACCUCUAUGUCAACCAGUCCCAAUUCCAUGAUGGGGCCUAGCCCCUCUGAGACCCCUUCCUCAAUGCUCUUCAGUGAUCUGGACGACCUCCAUAACUGGACAGAACUGAUACAUUUCUUCAAUCAAACCUUUUCUGAAUGUGAAGUCAAGCUCAAUGAAAAUGCCAAGCGGGUGGUCCUUUUUGUACUCUACCUGGCCAUCUUUGUGGUUGGACUAGUGGAGAAUCUGCUAGUUAUCUAUGUCAACUGGCGAAGCUUGGGCCAAGGGAGACUGCUCAAUCUCUAUGUCUUCAACAUGGCUGUGGCCGACCUGGGUAUCAUCCUGUCUUUGCCCGUGUGGAUGCUAGAAGUCACCCUGGACUACACCUGGUUGUGGGGUAGCUUCUUCUGCCGCUUCACACACUACUUUUAUUUUGCCAACAUGUACAGCAGCAUCUUUUUCCUAACCUGCCUCAGCAUAGACCGCUACAUCACACUCACCUCCUCAUCCCUUUUCUGGCAGCACCAUCAGCACCGGGUACGGAAAGGUCUCUGUGCAGCCAUUUGGGUCCUUUCUGCCCUCAUCCCACUGCCGGAGGUGGCUCACAUCCAUCUGGUGGAAGCCAUGGAUCCAAUGUGUCUGUUCUUGGCCCCAUUUGAGACAUACAGUUCCUGGGCAUUGGCGGUCACCCUCUCCACCAUAGUCCUGGGCUUCCUACUACCCUUUCCGCUUAUGAUAGUUUUUAAUGCACUGACUGUUUACAAGCUCCAUCAGGCAGGACGGCCAGAGGCUCGGCGCCACGGCCUGUUGGUUUGUGCCUAUGUGGCUGUUUUUGUGGUCUGCUGGGUGCCCUACCAUGUCACAUUGUUGCUGCUCACAUUACAUGGGAACCACAUCUUCCUCCACUGCUACCUGGUCCACGUCCUCUACUUCUUCUAUGAUGUCAUCGAUUGUUUAUCGAUGCUGCACUGUGUGGCUAACCCUAUCCUCUACAACUUUCUUAGUCCCAGCUUCCGUAGCCGGCUGAUGGGUGCAGUGGUCCACUAUAUUCCUAAGGACCAGACCAGAAAAGACAGGGCUUCCUCCUCCUCCUCUACCACCAAGCAUUCGAUCAUCAUUACUAAGGAGGGAGCCCAAGUCAACUAGACAGGACCCUCU
Sarcophilus harrisii (Tasmanian devil) is the source of this 1251-nucleotide messenger RNA. RefSeq names its product G protein-coupled receptor 182 (gene ACKR5). Gene Ontology annotation, biological process: G protein-coupled receptor signaling pathway. Gene Ontology annotation, molecular function: G protein-coupled receptor activity. NCBI's taxonomy places the organism in Eukaryota, Metazoa, Chordata, Mammalia, Dasyuromorphia, Dasyuridae. The record is from RefSeq and is a predicted model, not a curated record. Bases 121 to 1239 code for a protein of 372 amino acids. The transcript has 2 exons. Gene Ontology annotation, cellular component: membrane.